AUGACAAAAGAACAAGGAGAAAAAAAGACACCCAUUCAGAUGCCUCCAGAAAUAGAGGCUUUACGCCUUGCUGCCCUUUCGACAAGAAAUCCUAAGAAAGAGAAGAAACUCGAACUGCCAAUAGCCGAAACUACUCUUGAGACAGCACAGCAAGCCCUCAAAUCGACAACCGCGGACGACGACGAAGUAUUUUCCGAAAGAGAAGAAGGGGAAUUAACUGAUACUGACGAGCAAAUGGGCGAAGCUUCUCACACGUCAACCUCCGAAGACAUUCCUAUUUGUAUGAAACAAGAGGGGAACGAACAGUGGCGGAUACAAG
Acaulospora morrowiae is the source of this 319-nucleotide messenger RNA. The record is from the annotation of a GenBank genome assembly. Lineage: Eukaryota; Fungi; Glomeromycota; Glomeromycetes; Diversisporales; Acaulosporaceae.